Messenger RNA from Sesamum indicum (sesame), 1203 nucleotides. Lineage: Eukaryota; Viridiplantae; Streptophyta; Magnoliopsida; Lamiales; Pedaliaceae. The record is from RefSeq and is a predicted model, not a curated record.
UCUCAACUCUACGUAUAAAUUCAUCAGCACGCACCGUUUCACAAAAUCAUACUUAUUAAAUUCAACCAAGUAAACAUCCGAUACAUCUCAUUUCAUAUUUUCUUUACUAUCCAAGAAAAAGGAAGAAGACGAAAAUGUUGGCUAUAUUCCACAAAGCGUUUGCUCAUCCCCCGGAAGAGCUGAACAGCCCUGCUUCCCAUAAGGUCGCCAAGAAGCCUAAGCUCCCGGAGGAAACUCUUGACGAGUUUCUCUCUUCACACCCCACUAACACUUUCUCUAUGAGCUUUGGGGAUACCGCAGUUCUUGCCUAUGUCCGGCCUGAUCGCUGUUCCUUUCUUCAUCACAACCAGAGGUUAUUCUGCGGGUACGAUGACAUAUACUGUCUUUUCAUGGGGAGUUUGAACAAUCUGUGUGCACAAAUCAAGCAGUAUGGACUAUCAAGAAAUGCCAAUGAGGCUAUGCUUGUGAUUGAGGCUUACAGGACACUCCGGGACCGUGGUCCCUAUCCGGCAGACCAAGUCAUUAAGGAACUCGAAGGGAGCUUCGCCUUCGUAGUCUACGACAGCAAAGUCGGAACCGUUUUCACCGCACUGGGCUCUGAUGGUGGAGUCAAGUUGUACUGGGGCAUUGCUGCCGAUGGCUCCGUGGUGAUUUCUGAUGAUUUAGAAGUGAUCAAAGCAGGCUGCGCCAAGUCAUUUGCGCCGUUUCCAGCAGGUUGCAUAUUCCAUAGCGAGGCGGGGCUUAUGAGCUUUGAGCAUCCUAUGAAUAAGCUGAGGGCGAUGCCGAGGGUGGAUAGUGAAGGGGUGAUGUGUGGGGCUAACUUCAAGGUUGAUCUAUAUUCCAGAGUUAACAGCAUUCCCCGUGUCGGGAGUGAGGCCAAUUGGGCUCCCUGGAAUUCGAAUGAGUCGUAAUUUUAGUUGGAUCGAGAUGGUGAAUUUCUUUGUUUGUCAUUUGAUGUUGGUUUUUCUUUUUGCUUGUUCCGUUUUUGGCCAAGCAAGUGUGUAAAUGGGCAUUAGAGGGAAGAUCUGGUAUCCAGGAAACCAAAUUGAUGGAUAAGACUCUAUCCCUUUGCCUGUGAGGUUUCUUGUCUAGAUAAUGAUGUAACACAAGAAACCAAGAAUCUUUGUAUGGUUUAAUAACUUGGACAACCGCACAAUGUUUCAUUACACUGUUCUCACCCUUGGAAAAGGGGGUGUUCUUGUA